This is a messenger RNA of Desarmillaria tabescens, 1272 nucleotides long. RefSeq lists its product as uncharacterized. The coding region runs from base 181 to 1272 and encodes 363 amino acids. The record is from RefSeq and is a predicted model, not a curated record. Lineage: Eukaryota; Fungi; Basidiomycota; Agaricomycetes; Agaricales; Physalacriaceae. The transcript has 20 exons.
GGUCUAAGCGGCUGUAAAUCUUAUCAUAUAAGUUCUACCCAGCAGUGGGGUUGUUUCAACAUAAGGCACCGGUUCUUUCCGAUCUUAUUUUGGAAAUUAUGUCGUCGGAAGCUGAAGUCGACGCGCUCAAGUACUCGGUAGCAUGCCCUGACUCCCGUCUUUUUCUCUUGUCUGCCCACUAUGUCCUCAGCUUCAGAUGCUAGCUCACUCGCGGUUGUCGAGAAAACUUUUGGCGUCCUCUUCAUCGGUUUUGUGGUCGCGAUGAUAGGCUACGGUUUUACAUUCUUUCAGACAUACCUCUAUUUCAAUAGGUACGACAAAGAUAGUUUCGGAUUGAAGGCAGCUGUGGCCAUACUGUGGACACUGGACACGAUUUCAUCCGGCCUGAUGUCGCAGUCGGUUUAUUAUUAUCUCGUCACGACAUUCCCUUAUGGAACCGAAAUGACAGACGCGACCAAAACCUUCUGUGUUGAAACGCUCCUUUCUGCCCUUUCUAUAUUCAUUGUCCAACUUUUCUACUCAACCCGGGUAUGGAAAUUGGGCGGAGGUGUUUUCUCUGUGUUGCCAAUUUGCCUGUUGGCUACGGUUGGAUUCGGUCUUGAAAUCGCCAUGUCAGCGUUGAUGUUCGCGAGCCCUGAGUUCGAACAUCUCUAUGUCUCUCCCGUCAAACCAAUUGUUGCCGCAGCCCAAGCAGUGGUAUUUUGUGCUUCUAUCUACACCGUGGGGGCUCUCACGUUAUUCUGCCAAUGGGGUGAUAACACGCCCAUACACGGAUGGUUCAAUCAAGUCAAAGCCCUCUGCUUUUCUCAUGGACUUGUGGCAGCAGCAAUGCAGCUAUCGUAUCUCAUCGCGUUUGUCGCGUCGCCCACCUACUUUAUCUGGAUUCCGUUCCAUCUAUUGGCGUCAAAAUUCUUCAUCAACUGUUUGCUCUUUAUGUUGAACUCCCGACAGGCCUACCACGGACAUGGUCUUGACCACGAGGAUAGCAGCACAUCACCCAGCAACUCUCAUAUGGUCACGACGAAGAGAAAGGGCAACGCGGGUGUUCAUUAUAACAUCUCUGACACUCGCACACCCAUCAAUAUUGAAGUGGCUCGUACUGUUGAGCACGCUGUGGAUGAAAGGAAGGCCAAAGCCAGCGGCGAUUCCACUUAUGACGAUGAAUUGUGGUUCUCUCCACUCUUCUCACUACAGCAGACUGAGACUUUCCCCGGCAGACCAGGAUUUGAUUUUCAGAUUCACAAGAACGAGUUCGCCGUGAAGGCCUCUUGA